Messenger RNA from Scheffersomyces coipomensis, 432 nucleotides. RefSeq lists its product as uncharacterized. The coding region runs from base 1 to 432 and encodes 143 amino acids. The record is from RefSeq and is a predicted model, not a curated record. The transcript has a single exon. NCBI's taxonomy places the organism in Eukaryota, Fungi, Ascomycota, Pichiomycetes, Serinales, Debaryomycetaceae.
AUGUCUUUACAAGAAAGUUCUAACGACGUUUUAUCACAAGAUCAAGACUCUCAAGUUGGUACCAUUAAUGCAAUAGUUCAAAUUCCAGGUCAAACUGAGAUCGUUCCUAGAAAAAUGAAAAGAGUUCGUUGGGAGUCUAUUAUAUUCUACAUUAUCCUUGCUAUGUUAUGCGGUUGGAACCUUUACUAUGCUAUCACUGGUGUUAGAGAUAGAUAUACUAAGACGGUUUGUUUGUACACUAUUUGUAUUUAUCUUGUUUUAACAGAAGCUUUACUUUUAAUGGCUCUUGGUAAAUGCAAUCCAGUUGUGGAUUCAAGAACAAGAAGAAUCUUCAAAUGGUUGUUGACAGUAGCUUCAUAUUGCAUCUUUAUGAUGUCAGUCUUUACUUUAAACUCCAUUGUCCCAAUUGAUCAAUCAAAUGAUAAUGCAUAA